CUGAAACAGAUUUCGUAAGGAACGAUAUUUUUUUUUAACAUACAAUGUAUUUCAAGGCUGUGAUCCUCGUAGCGUUGGUGGUCGCCGUGACUGCUGACCACCACGCGUUCUCCUCGCAGCACGUGCACAAACACGACGGACACCACGAGGUCGUCUCGCACGGACACGGCCAUCAUCAUGAUUAUUAUACCCAUCCCAAAUACCACUUCGAGUAUAAGAUAGAAGACCACCACACUGGCGACCACAAGAGUCAGCACGAGGAGCGUGACGGCGACGUGGUGAAGGGCUACUACGAGCUGAAGGAGCCUGACGGUCACAUCAGGCACGUGCACUACCACGCCGACAAGCACUCAGGUUUCCACGCAGACGUGAAACACAGCACUCAUCACAUCCAUCACCAUCACCACUAGACUGUUGUGUUGAUAUGUUAUAAGGAAUUAAG
Manduca sexta (tobacco hornworm) is the source of this 442-nucleotide messenger RNA. Its product is annotated as cuticle protein 19. The coding region runs from base 45 to 410 and encodes 121 amino acids. The transcript is spliced from 4 exons. Gene Ontology annotation, cellular component: extracellular matrix. The record is from RefSeq and is a predicted model, not a curated record. NCBI's taxonomy places the organism in Eukaryota, Metazoa, Arthropoda, Insecta, Lepidoptera, Sphingidae.